AUGGCGCUACGGAGGGGCGGCGACGGGGUGCCGGGGCGGCUGCUGCUGCUGCUGCUGCUGGGCGCCGCGUGCUGGGUCCCGCCGAGCGCGCAGGUGAGGCGGUUGGCGCGCUGCCCCGCCACUUGCAGCUGUACCAAGGAGUCCAUCAUCUGCGUGGGCUCUUCCUGGGUGCCUAGGGUCGUGCCGGGCGACAUCAGCUCCCUGAGCCUGGUCAAUGGAACGUUCUCGGAGAUCAAGGAUCGAAUGUUUUCCCACCUGCCUUCCCUGCAGCUGCUAUUGCUGAAUUCUAACUCCUUUACAGUCAUCCGGGAUGAUGCUUUUGCUGGACUUUUUCAUCUCGAAUACCUGUUCAUUGAAGGGAACAAAAUAGAAACCAUUUCAAGAAAUGCCUUCCGUGGCCUCCGCGACCUGACUCACCUUUCUUUGGCCAAUAACCACAUAAAAGCACUCCCAAGAGAUGUCUUCAGUGAUUUAGACUCUCUGAUUGAACUAGAUUUGAGGGGUAAUAAAUUUGAAUGUGACUGCAAAGCCAAGUGGUUGUAUCUGUGGUUGAAGAUGACAAACUCCACUGUUUCUGAUGUGCUAUGUAUUGGUCCACCAGAGUAUCAGGAAAAGAAGCUAAAUGAUGUGACCAGCUUUGACUACGAAUGCACAACUACAGAUUUUGUUGUUCAUCAGACUUUGCCCUACCAGUCGGUCUCAGUGGAUACGUUUAACUCCAAGAAUGACGUGUACGUGGCCAUUGCCCAGCCUAGCAUGGAGAACUGCAUGGUGCUCGAGUGGGACCACAUCGAAAUGAAUUUCCGGAGUUAUGACAACAUUACAGGUCAGUCCAUCGUGGGCUGUAAGGCCAUCCUCAUCGAGGACCAGGUCUUUGUGGUGGUGGCCCAGCUCUUUGGCGGCUCUCACAUUUACAAAUACGAUGAGAGCUGGACCAAGUUUGUCAAAUUCCAAGACAUCGAAGUCUCUCGCAUCUCCAAGCCCAAUGACAUCGAGCUGUUUCAGAUUGACGAUGAGACGUUCUUCGUCAUCGCUGACAGCUCGAAAGCCGGCCUGUCGACAGUUUACAAAUGGAACAGCAAAGGAUUCUACUCGUACCAGUCUCUGCACGAGUGGUUCAGGGACACGGACGCGGAGUUUGUUGACAUCGAUGGGAAAUCGCACCUGAUCCUGUCCAGCCGCUCCCAAGUCCCCAUCAUCCUGCAGUGGAAUAAGAGCUCAAAGAAGUUUGUCCCCCACAGUGACAUCCCCAACAUGGAAGAUGUGCUGGCCGUGAAGAGCUUCCGAAUGCAGAACGCCCUCUACCUUUCCCUCACCCGCUUCAUCGGGGACUCCAGGGUCAUGAGGUGGAACAGUAAGCAGUUUGUGGAGAUCCAGGCUCUCCCCUCCCGGGGGGCCAUGACCCUGCAGCCAUUUUCUUUUAAAGAGAACCACUACCUGGCCCUGGGCAGUGACUAUACGUUCUCUCAGAUCUACCAGUGGGAUAAAGAGAAGCAGCUAUUCAAGAAAUUUAAGGAGAUUUAUGUGCAGGCACCUCGUUGCUUCACAGCGGUCUCCACUGACAGGAGAGAUUUCUUUUUUGCAUCCAGUUUCAAAGGGAAAACAAAGAUUUUUGAACACAUAGUGGUUGACUUAAGCUUGUGAAAGUGUGCUAGGUGCAUUAAAGAAACACGUAGCACUAGCUCUCCCAAGACAGGACCAGGGAAAAAAUUUAAAAUGAAGACAGGUUCAGAGGUCUGAAGUUCAACAUGCAUUGGGGAAAUAGUUAAAAGUUUUCAAACUUUUAGAACUCACAUUUUAAUCAGGGAUUGCAUUUAUUGGCUAACUGCAUGACAUGCCCAUUCUCCCAUUUAAAAAGACAUCUUAAAGCCUGUGAUUCUUAAGAAAAGAGUAAAGUAUUAACUCUUACCAUCUAGGAAAGUAAUAUGCUUUUUUUUUUUUAAAUGAGAAAGGAGAAAAAUUGGAUAAGAUGGGAUAGCUCUUAAAAUGAAAUAUUUUUAAAAGACCAACAAACUAUGGGCCCUUCUCAUCCCAUUUAAGCAGUCUUUCUGGUAAGAACUCUUAAAGCCAAAGUCAGCUGAAAAGAUUUGCUGAUGAUAAAUUAAAAAAUCUGGUAACACUCAGCAAUGCUAUUUGGAGCCAUCCCAAUUUCCUGAAUCCCGCCCCCUCCCACCCUUAUUAGCAGAACCUUGGCUAUUUCAUUGGCUCAUAUGGAUGCUUGUCAUGGGUGUGUCAACAAAUAAUGUUGGACAAAUUGCUUCCUCUGCUACAGAGAAUAUAUUCUGCUCACACAUGUCUAGGCCCAGCAUGGGCUAUGGACCCAGGAGCGAGACAGAGCAGUUUCUCCUCCUCUUGUGGUUCAGAGCUGACCCCCGUGGUGGCCGGAGCAACAGUGCUUGUUUGAUGCUCUCCAUGACUCAUCUGCUUCUCUGACCCCAUUCUCUGAGUGAACAGGUAACCAGCAGACAGCCCAGAGACUGAAUGGUGCUUUUUAUUCUGUCCUGUAGAGGAAUAGAGCAGGUAUUUCCAUCUGGUGAGAAUUUUUGAAGUCAGAUUUUGUGGGGGCAAGGAGGACUUGACGCAAAUCUUGACGUACUUUGAAACCUAGAGAUGGCCCUUUGAUUGAUGCAUGUCUUUGCCUUCUGGGCAACUUAAUAUUCCAAGUAAUUGAAUAGCAAUUCACCUACCUGCCCGCCUGCCUACCUCCCUACUCAUGUAACAGUCCGCUGUGUUGAGGUGCGGAUGUUGCCGCUGCCAGCACAGCCCUUCCAAAGGCACUACAGCACCCAAUUGUAGAAAAUGGGGUACUCUGGACGGCACACACCUCCCCCUCCCUGUCCUUAGCUCACUCCAGCCCAUGUGCUGCCAGGAUGCUCAUCCUGUACAGGAUGGGGGUGGGGGGCCAGCUGAUCAGUAGGGACCAGCUUUGGAGCCAGACACUCUGAAUCUCACAAAGCAGGUCUGCACUCAGAGGCCCAGGUGGCCUGGUUCAAGUGGGCCUCUCUGGGGUAGACCAUCAGGAGGCUCAUGAGGGUGGGGGUUCUGGUUUUGUGGAAGGGUCCAGGUGGAUGUUCUGCCUGGUUAGCUGGUUCUCUUCAGAGAAUGUGAAGUGAAUGCAUUUAGGAGCUUCUCUCCAAGAGUAACCCCACAACUUCUCUUCUAGCCAUGAACGUAGCAUAAUCAUUGGACUGUAUUGUUAUUUCUUUUAAUGAUUUUUUUGUUGGCCAAGUCAUGAGUAGGUAGAUGUUUUGCCGCAAAUAUGAAUGUGUUUGUUGUUUCCAGAUUUUAAGCCAUGCAGAUCGAGGCAAUAAAUAGCAUUUAGAGAACAAUGCAUUGAUGUCACAACAGCUCUCUUGGGUACAUUCUGGGACUGCAGGCUGAGGGCUUCCAGCCCCAGGACACCAGGGAUUUUAAUGAACGGGCUCAUCUGCACGUAGUGGAUUUGUUGCUUGAAACAUUCCUACUAAGUGCCAAACAGGAGAAAAGUGCUGGGUUUUCAUCGUGUACAGCACAAGUGACUCUUUCUUCUGCCUUCUUGUGCCUUCCUGGUUGUUUAAAUUGAUGGCAAAUGCCCAGAUCCUUACACUGGGGAGGCUUAAAGUGGGAUAGUCUGCUAGUCCUUGGAUUGUCAAGACGGGCAAACUCUUCUUUCUGACACAUGGAAGCCCUCAGUCAAGGCUGGGUGGGAAAACAGGCACUUGGCAAGUAGCCAAGCAGGGGACGUUUAGACUGCACUGGGGUCAGAUCAAAAUAAUGUCCUGAUUCAGACAUUUGUGGAGAAAGCAACUGAGCCCUCGGUACAGUGCUGCCUCUACUGAGCGGUGCACCAGCUUCCCAGAGUCACCUCUGAGGGUGACAUUAGGGGCUAACCAUGUGAUUCACCGUCCUGGUCACCAUUGCCCCAAAUCUGAAAAACCAGAGAGUACGGAAUG
Molecule: messenger RNA, 3932 nt
Organism: Pteronotus mesoamericanus
Lineage: Eukaryota; Metazoa; Chordata; Mammalia; Chiroptera; Mormoopidae
Gene: LGI2
Product: leucine rich repeat LGI family member 2
Exons: 8
Coding region: 1-1644 (547 amino acids)
Biological process (GO): inhibitory synapse assembly
Molecular function (GO): protein binding
Source: RefSeq, a predicted model, not a curated record